This is a messenger RNA of Thunnus maccoyii (southern bluefin tuna), 2446 nucleotides long. RefSeq names its product retinoid X receptor, alpha a (gene rxraa). Bases 336 to 1850 code for a protein of 504 amino acids. The transcript has 11 exons. The record is from RefSeq and is a predicted model, not a curated record. NCBI's taxonomy places the organism in Eukaryota, Metazoa, Chordata, Actinopteri, Scombriformes, Scombridae. Gene Ontology annotation, cellular component: RNA polymerase II transcription regulator complex; nucleus. Gene Ontology annotation, molecular function: retinoic acid-responsive element binding; zinc ion binding; nuclear receptor activity. Gene Ontology annotation, biological process: positive regulation of transcription by RNA polymerase II; anatomical structure development; response to retinoic acid.
GGUGGGAGUACCCCUGCACAGGUCCCUUUUGCAGUGCGGAUCCAGUAGUUGGAGUUGUUGUACACCGAGCGCGAGAGGGAGAGGAGAGAGUGAGAGCGCAGCAGCUGAGUGAGCAAACAGAGGAAGAAACAUUAGGUUAUCUUCAGAGACUAUCAGACAUCGACCUGUCACUUUUAUCGCUUCGAGCCGAGUCCCGUGUCUACUUGAAGAGGACCACAGCAGCAGCAGCAGCAACAGCAGCGCCCGGGUCUGGUCUAGUCUACUCGGGCAGCCGCCUGUGAAAAACUCCCAAACGCGGUCGUCUCAGCUGGCAUGAGCUAACCUACCAGACAGACAUGGAAACCAAACCAUUCUUGUCAUUGGGGUUCUUGAAGCCCCAGUGCUCGUUGGCUCCUCCCAUGCAGCGAGGCCGCUCAGUGGAGGCUUGUUCCUGCUUCAGUGGCAUGUGUCCCCUCCAUCAGCGUCGCCUAUCCUCAGACUCGACGGGCCAGGUGAGCUCCUCGCCCCUAGGCUCACCCACUUCCCACCGGGGAAUGCAUCCGUCUCUGCUCAGUCCAACGUCCAUGGGGCCCUCCGGCUCCCUUCACUCUCCCAUCAGCACGCUGAGUUCGCCCAUGAAUGGUCUAGCUUCACCCUUUUCCGUCAUCAGCUCGCCAAUGGGCCCCCACUCCAUGAACUCGCCCGGCAUGGGCUACGGCCCCAGCGUCAGCCCCCAGAUGUUCCAGCUGAACUCUCCGAUGAACUCGGUCAGCAGCACGGAGGACAUAAAGCCCCCGCUGGGCCUCAACGGCGUGAUGAAGGUGCCCGCCCAGCCCUCAGGCACGGCCCUGUCGCUCACCAAACACAUCUGCGCCAUCUGUGGGGACCGCUCCUCAGGUAAACACUAUGGGGUAUACAGCUGUGAGGGUUGCAAAGGUUUCUUCAAAAGGACGGUGCGCAAAGACCUGAGCUACACCUGCCGCGACAACAAGGACUGUGUCAUCGAUAAGCGCCAGAGGAACCGCUGCCAGUACUGCCGCUACCAGAAGUGUUUAGCCAUGGGCAUGAAGAGAGAAGUUUUGUUACAUGCAGCCGUUCAGGAGGAGCGCCAGCGAGCCAAGGACAGAAAUGAGAACGAGGUGGAGUCCACCAGCUGCGCCAACGAGGACAUGCCCGUGGAGAAGAUUCUGGAAGCCGAGCAGGCGGUGGAACCUAAAACUGAGACCUAUAUCGAGACCAAUCUUGGUGUGCCGUCCAACUCGCCUAAUGACCCAGUGACAAAUAUCUGUCAGGCCGCUGACAAACAGCUCUUUACUUUGGUGGAGUGGGCCAAGAGGAUCCCCCACUUCUCUGAGCUGCCAUUGGACGACCAGGUCAUCCUUCUACGAGCAGGUUGGAAUGAACUCCUCAUUGCAUCAUUUUCGCACCGUUCGAUAGCGGUUAAAGACGGGAUUCUGUUGGCGACCGGCCUGCACGUCCACCGCAACAGCGCCCAUAGUGCCGGAGUGGGAGCCAUCUUUGACAGAGUGCUCACAGAACUGGUGUCUAAAAUGAGGGACAUGCAGAUGGAUAAGACAGAACUGGGGUGCCUUCGAGCUAUAGUCCUUUUCAACCCAGAUUCUAAAGGUCUGUCCAACCCAGGUGAGGUAGAAGCUCUAAGAGAGAAAGUCUAUGCGUCUUUAGAGGCCUACUGCAAACAGAAGUACCCUGAGCAGCCUGGCAGGUUUGCCAAGCUGUUGCUGCGGUUACCAGCGCUGCGCUCCAUCGGCCUCAAGUGUCUGGAGCACUUGUUCUUCUUUAAGCUCAUUGGCGACACGCCCAUCGACACCUUCCUCAUGGAGAUGCUAGAAGCCCCACAUCAAAUGACAUAAUAGCAGAAGGGGUUGAGCUCUCCUCACCCUCUUCUUCUUCUCCCUCCUCCUCCUCCUCCUCCUCCUCCUCCUCCUCCACAUCUCCCACCAGCCCUGGAUCGGGAGCAGGGUCCUUUUAAAAAAAAAUCCCAUCUCCAGCAAGGGACAGAUCACGUGACGACUUUGGACGGAGAACCUCUCCCUACCUCCCAUCCACCCUUUCUUCUCCUCGCCUCCCUUUGAUGUGUUUCGAAACAAUGAAUUCGUCAUGUCUAUGGGUCUGUUUUAUACCUUGUAAAAAUAUAUAAAUAAGAAAUAUAUAUAUGAAAAUGAAAAUCUCAUGACAACACGAGUGACAGCAGUGGACUGAGAUGAGGACGGACAGAGGACAAAAGAAACGUAUUGAGCCAUCGUUUUCGUCUUUGCUUUUCCUACACCUUGACAAGAAAAAGCAGAGAUGAUCCACAGUUUUGCUUGCAGGUAUAUUAAUUAAAAAAAAAACAGCGGUGAUGUCAUAUUCGGACACUCAGCGUUGUGAUCGGGACAAUCGUGGACUCGGGAGAGCCUCAGGUGGUCUUGACUUGGACCUGAGCCCUCUCUGUCUUUCAGGACUGAAC